Messenger RNA from Pogoniulus pusillus (Red-fronted tinkerbird), 4674 nucleotides. It is a transcript of the gene FGD6, whose product is annotated as FYVE, RhoGEF and PH domain containing 6. Gene Ontology annotation, molecular function: metal ion binding; guanyl-nucleotide exchange factor activity. The record is from RefSeq and is a predicted model, not a curated record. Gene Ontology annotation, cellular component: cytoplasm. NCBI's taxonomy places the organism in Eukaryota, Metazoa, Chordata, Aves, Piciformes, Lybiidae. The transcript is spliced from 21 exons. The coding region runs from base 160 to 4464 and encodes 1434 amino acids. Gene Ontology annotation, biological process: regulation of GTPase activity.
CAGUCUGCUGCCAGCCGCGGGGCGGUAUGCGGCGGCGGGCGGCGGGCAGCGCUGCUGCUGGGUGGCGGCGCGGGGGAACAAUGGGCUCCUUCUCCUCGGCCCUUAGAGGGGCCGUGGCGUAAGGGACGAGAGGGAGGACGGCGCGGCGCCCGGGACACCAUGAGCUCCGCUGAAAUGAAGAAGCCCCCCGUGGCCCCCAAGCCCAAGCUGGUGGUAGGACAGAAGGCGGCGCCCCCCCCCGUGGCACCCAAGCCUGACGUUGUGCUCUCCAGUGUCCUGCAAGCAGCCCGGAGGAGCAAGCCAGUCAUUGCUCCCAAACCGAGGGUCCUCAAGAGCUCCUCUGUCCCGGAGGCUAAGCCUCCGUCCUCUACACGGACAAGCGCAAAAAGCUUUGAAGAGCACAGGGCAGAUCCUUCCCCGGCGCUGGACCGCUUGAACCGCGGCCAGGGAGCCUCAGCGGGCGGUGCUGGCAGCGCAGCCUGCAUCCUGCCCGUGUCAGCCGGCCAGUUCGAGUGCCUCCAGAGGCUGGGCCCUGGGGAGGGGACCUGCAGGACACAGAUCGUUUUUGAGCGCUUUGAAAACCUGGAGAACCUCACAGCUGGUGAAAAAGAUGCAGCAGCUCCGGGGCACAGUCCCAGAGAACCAGUGGGCAGCAGGAGCCAGGUGGUUUUGAAGGCCAGCGUCUUGGAAGGGAAGCUUAAGGACGUCCUCAGCCACAGUGUGUUUGCUGACAGCAGCCCUGGGAGGCACAGGCGUGCGGAGAGACUCGGCCGAGGCGAUGGCAGCAGGGCCAAGAACGAUGUUAAGGUAGAGUUUGUGGAGCUGGUGCAGUCCUCGCUGCCUGCCACGGCAGCUGGAGGGGCGCAGCCGAGCCCGGAUGGGAAGCUCUCUGCUGAGGAGCUGCAGGGGUCCGACCUUUGUCCCAGCCUGGCUGAAAACCACCACAGCUCCUCCCGCCCGCUGGACCAGGACAUCCUGGAGCAGGGCCCGUCAAGUAGCAAUAACACGUUCCCAGGUGAAACGGGUGUGAAGGCAGAGGCUGAUAAAGCCUCCUCUGAGCCAUCUUCGGGCCUGAGCCCCAGAGUGCUUCCUGUCCCUAAGCCGCGAAAGCCACGCACUGCCUGUCUGGUCCGUCAGGAUGGCAUGGACAGCCCAGCUGAAGGAGCAAAGGAGCCACCUCAAGCAGAGAAAGAUUCCACUGGGUGUGGGGAGCAAAGCUGCACAAAGCCAGCAAAAAUUAAUGUCCUUGGGCAGAGUGUUUGCUACAACAACACAGAAGUGCUUCCUCCUGCACAGUGCGGGAGCUCGCAGAGCGGUGCAGACAGAGUGCCCCAGGGCAGGGAACCUGCCAGGGAAGAGCCAACUUCACCAACUGCUCUGCCUCAGGCGCCACACAAAACUUCUGCUCUGCUGGAAGGUGCUGAAUGUUCUUUAGAUGGGGCCCAUAACUUGGCCAGCUCCGUGGGCCAGCUGGCAGGCGGUGGCAGCGUGCUGGAUGCCCCAAACCAAAGGACUGCCUUCGUGCGGUGCGAUGCUUUGUCCAUGAGCCUGCCCAAGCAGCUCAAGCUGACCAGCACUCAGCACCCUUCUGCUUCCAGCAGCCUCCACCUUUCCCCACAAAAACUGGAAGAAAAAGAAACUAAAAGGAAGGAUGAAAGUUCUCCCAAACUGGCUCCUAAGAAGCCCCAGAGGCACAGCCUCCCAGCUGCUGGCCUGCUGAAGAAGGCUGCGUCGGCAGAGCUGCUGGAGAAGAGCUCUUACCCCUCCACUGAGGACAAAGCCCGAGCUGCUCUGCAGGGCUCCCACUGCAGCCACGCAGCAGCCGAGGGGCAGAGUGCGCUCCCCUCCUGCCAGCUCCCCAAACGCUCUGCUGAGAAACCUGUCUGGAAGUUACCUCAUCCUAUCCUUCCGUUCUCAGGGAAUUCCGAGUCGCUGAAAGGUCUCAACGCCGCUGCCAGCUGCAGCCACCUGAGCGGCACCACCAAGCCCAGGGCCAAGUCACUCUCUUCUGUGGACAUGGACAGGACAGACAGGCCCUGCAGAGACCAGCAGAAGAAAAACAGCUUGAGGAAGUUCCUCAAUAUGAAGCUGUCAGUUUGCUUGCUGAAGAGUGACUUCCAGAGGUUCCUCUCCAAGGGCAGCCAGUCAGUUGACAGCACCAUUGCCAGCCUCUCCGCUGGGGACGGCUGUGCAGGUGGCAGCAGCCGGAGUGCAGUGCCCGUGGGCAGCGAGAGGAGAGCCAAGUCUGCCAAGGCUCAUUCCAUAGAAAUAAGUUCCCCAGGCUUGCAGAAAAAGAGGCAGAGGAACAGGAGCCAGCCUGAGGUGAGAAACAGCCCAAGGCUGGAGCCCGUGGCCGGGCAGGGAGCUCUGGAGCAGAAGGUGUCCCUGGCACGGCUGCAGGCUGUGGGCAGCUCCUGUGCUCCGGAGUACGAGAACGUGCGGCACUACGAGGAGAUCCCCGAGUAUGAGAACCUGCCCUUUGCCCUGGCACUGAGGAGAGAGCUGCCUGGUCACUGGCAGAACUCCAGCAGUGUGGAAGACCAGAGCCCUGGCUUCUAUGAGGUUGAGGAACCUUGUGAGGCUGCCAGCAGGAGUCUGAGACUUGGCAGGCCCUCAGGAGAAGCCCAAGAGCAUCCUGGCCUGGUGAUGGGAGACCUGCAGUCAGAUGAGGAGGAUCUUGUGAACAGUUCUGAUGAAGAUGAGGACACAAACUCUGAUUCCAGCAAAGGGGAGCCUGACCCCCAGGAUGAGAAGCAGAGUAAGGCAGCUGGGAAGAGGACAAAGGUCUACCACAUUGCCAAGGAGAUCAUGAGCUCAGAGAAAGUGUUUGUGGACGUGCUCAAGCUCCUGCACAUUGAUUUCCGGGACGCCGUGGCCCAUGCCUCCAGGCAGCUCGGGAAGCCGGUGAUUGAGGACAGAGUGCUGAACCAGAUCCUCUACUACCUACCUCAGCUGUACGAGCUCAACCGCGACCUGCUGCGGGAGCUGGAGGAGCGCCUGUCGCACUGGCUCGAGCACCAGAGGAUUGCUGACAUAUUCGUUAAGAAGGGCCCCUACUUAAAGAUGUACUCCACUUACAUCAAGGAGUUUGACAAGAACGUCGCACUCCUGGACGAGCAGUGCAAGAGGAACGCAGGCUUUGCGGCAGUGGUCAGAGACUUCGAGAUGAGCCCUCGCUGUGCCAGCCUGGCCCUCAAGCACUACCUGCUCAAGCCAGUGCAGAGGAUCCCUCAGUACAGGCUGCUGCUGACAGAUUACUUAAAGAACCUGUUAGAAGAGUCUGCAGACUACAGAGACACUCAAGAUGCUCUUGCUGUUGUCAUAGAAGUCGCAAACCACGCCAACGACAUCAUGAAGCAGGGAGAUAACUUCCAGAAGCUGAUGCAGAUCCAGUACAGCUUGAAUGGGCACCACGAGAUCGUACAGCCAGGGAGGGUCUUCCUGAAGGAGGGGACCCUGAUGAAGCUGUCCCGGAAGGUGAUGCAGCCGCGGAUGUUCUUCCUGUUCAACGAUGCCCUGCUCUAUACCACCCCAGUCCAGUCUGGGAUGUACAAACUCAACAACAUGCUCUCACUGGCUGGGAUGAAGGUGAAAAAGCCAACCCAGGAAGCAUAUCAGAAUGAACUGAACAUUGAGAGCGUGGAGAGAUCCUUCAUCCUUUCUGCAGGCUCUGCUACAGAGAGAGAUGAGUGGUUAGAAGCCAUCUCCAAGUCAAUCGAGGACUACACAAAAAAGAGAAUCACGUUUAACCCCAGCAGGAGUCUGGAGGAGGCAGAUCCAGAGAAGCAGGAAGAGGAUAGUCCCCUGGGAUCAAAGGCUCCCAUCUGGAUCCCUGACACCAGAGCCACCAUGUGCAUGAUCUGCACCAGUGAAUUCACCUUGACCUGGAGAAGGCAUCACUGCAGGGCCUGUGGCAAGAUUGUCUGCCAAGCUUGCUCAUCGAAUAAACAUGGCCUGGACUACCUGAAACACCAGCCAGCCAGGGUCUGUGACCACUGCUUCAGGCAGCUACAGCAACAAGAGAACCAGAGCACCCCUAAGAGUGGAUCCCCAGUCAACCACAGAUCUCCAUCAAGUGCCUUGUCCACAGUCUUGCACAGCAUCCCCUCGGGGAGAAAGCAGAAGAAGAUCCCUGCAGCCCUCAAAGAAGUUUCAGCAAACACAGAGGACUCCACAAUGAGUGGCUACCUGCACAGGUCUAAGGGCAGCAAGAAGCCCUGGAAGCACCUCUGGUUUGUUAUCAAAAACAAGGUGCUCUACACAUAUGCUGCUAGUGAGGAUGUGGCAGCAUUAGAGAGCCAGCCCUUGCUUGGAUUCACAGUCAGCGAAGUCAAGGAUGAAAACUCAGAGUCCAGAGUGUUCCAUUUACUGCACAAAAACACUUUAUUUUACAUCUUCAAGGCAGAUGAUCCUCAUGCAGCUCAGAAGUGGAUAGAAGCUUUCCAAGAAGGCACCAUCCUAUAGCAGCCUCAGCAGAGUGCCUGCAGCUUUCAGGGACAGUCCACACAGCAGCUGCUCCGGGAGCCAGAGCCCUGCCCUCCCAGCCCCAGCAGGCUGUACCUGUGUCGGGAGCUGCUGCUGCCUCUGCAGCCCGAGGAGGUGUCUCUCUGAGGCACUCUGUGUGUUUGUGUCGAUACCAAGUGUGUUAUUUAUUAAACUCAACGUUUACUUCCC